Messenger RNA from Emys orbicularis (European pond turtle), 666 nucleotides. Its product is annotated as mucosal pentraxin-like. Gene Ontology annotation, biological process: innate immune response. Gene Ontology annotation, molecular function: complement component C1q complex binding. Lineage: Eukaryota; Metazoa; Chordata; Testudines; Emydidae. The record is from RefSeq and is a predicted model, not a curated record.
AUGCAGAAGCUGCAGCUUUGUCUCCUCUUCCUCGCUGGCCUCUCGGGAACCGUGGCCCAGACAGACCUCUUCCGUAAGGUGUUUGUUUUCCCGAGAGCAUCCAACAACUCCUAUGUUAUCCUGAAGCCGAAGCCAGAGCAGCCACUGCAGAGUUUUACCGUGUGUCUGAGAUCCUACACUGACCUGCCCCGGCCAUACGCCCUCUUCUCCUACGCCACCAAGGCCUAUGACAACGAGAUCCUGCUCUUCAAAUCCAGCUCCGGGGAGUACAGACUAUACGUGGGGGGGGAAUUUGUGACCUUCAGAGUCCCAGAGACCCGUAUGGACUGGGAGCACGUCUGUGCCGGCUGGGAAUCCACCACGGGCAUAGCCGAGCUCUGGGUGAACGGGAAGCCCUUACCCAGGAAGGGGCUGCGGAAAGGCUACUCCAUCAGUGCCGAGGCUGUGAUCAUCCUGGGGCAGGAGCAGGACUCCUUCGGGGGCGGGUUUGAUUUAUAUAAUUCUUUUACAGGUGAAAUGACUGACGUGUACAUGUGGGACCAUGUCCUCUAUAACAUGAAGUCUAUAAUGUGGGGUGGGUCCUUUUCCCGCUACAUCUUUGGCUGGAAUAAUUUGCACUAUGAAUUAGUAGGUGAUGUGUUCCUGAAACGCAGGCUGUUAUUCUGA